UAAGGGCCAAAAGGCAGCUUGCAAAUCCAUGCUUCACUGGUACCUCUCCUCUUCACCUGGACAAGCUAAACAUUUGCAGGAGCACCAUGUCUUGCUCGUCUCGUAUCUCCUCUUCCAGGGCUGGAAGCAGUGGCUUGAUCAGGGUGUCUGCUGGUGGAAGCAGCUUCAGCAGUGGAAGCAGAUGCGGUCUGGGGGGUGGCUCUACCCAGGGCUUCCGAGGAGGAACCGGCAGCUGUGGCCUGAGUGGGGGAUCAAGCAGUGGAUUUGGAGGCAGCUUUGGAGGAGGUUUUGGUAGCUGCUCAGUAGGGGGUGGUUUGGGAGGAACUCCAGGCUCUGGGGCUGGUUUUGGUGGAGGUUCUGGCUUUGGUGGGGGUUCUGGCUUUGGUGGGGGUUCUGGCUUUGGUGGAGGUUCUGGCUUUGGUGGGGGCCCUGGAAUUGGUGCUAGUGGAGGCUUCUACAGCUAUGGGGGUGGGAUGGGGGGUGGGAUGGGAGGUGGUGCUGGCGAUGGCGGGCUUUUCUCUGGAGGUGAAAAGCAAACCAUGCAGAACCUCAAUGACCGCCUGGCCAGUUACCUAGACAAGGUCAGAGCCCUGGAGGAGGCCAACACUGAUCUGGAGAAUAAAAUCAGGGAGUGGUAUGAGAAAUUUGGGCCUGGGUCUGGAGAUGGUGGAUCUGGAAAAGAUUAUAGCAAAUACUAUCCAAUAAUUGAAGAUCUCCGGAACCAGAUCAUCACUGCCACUAUUGAAAAUGCUGGGAUCGUUUUGCAGAUCAACAAUGCCAGAUUGGCUGCUGAUGACUUCAGACUGAAGUAUGAGAAUGAGCUGUAUCUCCGGCAGGCCGUGGAGGCCGACAUCAAUGGCCUGCGGAAAGUUCUGGAUGACCUAACCAUGACACGCUCUGACCUGGAGAUGCAGGUUGAGAGCCUCACUGAGGAGCUGGCCUACCUGAAGAAGAACCACGAGGAGGAAAUGAAGAGUAUGCAAGGAAGCUCCAGAGGGGACGUGACCGUGGAAAUGAAUGCUGCUCCAGGAACUGACCUGACCAAGUUACUGAACGACAUGAGGGCACAGUACGAAGAGCUGGCUGAGCAAAAUCGCCGCGAGGCCGAGGAGCAGUUCAACAAACAGAGUGCAUCACUGCAAGCACAAAUUUCUACGGACGCGGGGGCAGCCAGUUCUGCCAAGAAUGAGAUAACAGAACUGAAACGCACUCUGCAAGCCCUGGAAAUUGAGCUCCAGUCCCAAAUGGCCAUGAAAAGCUCCCUGGAAGGAACCCUGGCUGACACAGAAGCUGGCUACAUGGCUCAGCUGUCAGAAAUCCAGAUGCAGAUCAGCAGCCUGGAGGAGCAGAUCUGCCAGAUCCGGGGCGAGACCAAAUGCCAGAACGCAGAAUAUGAGCAACUGCUGGACAUCAAGACCCGCCUAGAGAUGGAGAUUGAGACCUACCGCGGCCUGCUCAAUGGAGAGGGAGGUGGUUCUGGUUUUGGAGGAUCUGAUUUUAGAAACUCAGGAUCCAGAAAUACAGGAUCCAGAAACAUGGGAUCUAGGGAUUUGUCCGUAUCUGGUGACUCAAGAUCUGGAAGCUGUUCUGGCCAAGGAAGAGAUCCAAACAAGACCAGAGUGACUAAGACCAUCGUGGAGGAGGUGGUGGACGGCAAAGUCAUCUCAUCUCAAGUCAGCAAUGUGUCUGAGGUGAAAGUUAAAUAAGCAAUUUCCAGAUCAGCAAGAAUGUCUUUUAGAGAAAAACCGAAAGGACACGAAUGAAGAAAUCAUGUCAAUCUCACCAUUUUUCUGGAUAACUUCAGGCAAAGUUUCCAUCCAGAAAUAGAUGACCAAGCAAUUUUUCUGAAUCCUCUUUUUUUUCUUACUAGAACCUUCUUGAAAAAGUUGAAAUGACAAUUUUGCUCUAAUUGUUUUCAUGCUUCAAUAAACUUACUUUUGCAAGUUAA
Messenger RNA from Leptonychotes weddellii (Weddell seal), 1948 nucleotides. RefSeq names its product keratin 24 (gene KRT24). Gene Ontology annotation, cellular component: cytoskeleton. Gene Ontology annotation, molecular function: structural molecule activity. The record is from RefSeq and is a predicted model, not a curated record. Gene Ontology annotation, biological process: intermediate filament organization; epithelial cell differentiation. Lineage: Eukaryota; Metazoa; Chordata; Mammalia; Carnivora; Phocidae.